AUUACACUGGAUUGUGCCACCGUGUGGCGGUCUCUGUGUACACUGUUCUCCUGGUUCUGCUCAUUUGGCUCUGUGUCAGUUCCUGGAGGUCUUGGGUUACUUCCGCCAUUUCUAGUUGCCCCCCAGCUUGAUUCCGCAGGGACUCGCUCACCCAGCGCUCAUUCCCUACUCCCAUGGUUUUUGUGCCUCUGUCCUCCAGGUGUCUCUCCUGAGCAGCACAGAAAUAAUUUCCUAGUAAACGUGAUUUGGGGUUAGAAGAGGGCAUUUAUUUGGCUCUCUACUUGCUACAUCUCGAGCUAAGGGCACCGUUAAAUCCGUAAAUUGCUUUAUUCUUCAAGAAGUUUCCCAGCUCUGGCUGGUAGGAAAUGAAGAGGCAGGUGGGGGAGGGAACAGCCCGGGAAUUGGCAAACAGCCCAUAAAAGCAGUUGUGAACAUUCCCAGGCCUUGGGACCUGCGUGGAGAACAAGAGAAGCACGUCAAUUCGCAAAUAUUGCAGGAACUACGGAACCCGAAACUUCGGGCGCAGGAAACCGGGUUACUCUCUAAUCUGUGAUUGGCUGAUCACGCCCCCCCACGCCCCCAGCUCCCAGCAAAUCGGCUUUCUUUCAUUAUCCUACCGGGACAAUUGAUCUGGGGAGGAGUUUGGACCCGAUUCCUCCUUUUGCCUUCGGACUUCGGCGAGUCCGCGUUGGGGCGGAAGCUGUGGGGCUAACUCGAAUCCCUACCUCUUCUCCUCUUCUUUUUGCUGCUGGCUUGAAGGAGACUUUUUUCCUUCCCGACAACUUUGGCCGGACUUCAACUCAACUUAUUUAUAGCAUGCCUCACGAGUUUCCCCAGAUUGAGAGAGAAAACGGCGUUUGCCCUCAUCUCUCUAGCAACAGCAUGGAGAAUGUGGCCAAAGAGACAUCCUCUAACUGUGGAAAUAAGGUGGAGAAGGAGCGAAAGUGGAUCCGGCCUGACAACCCCAGCAAGUGUACUUGGCAGCUAGGCAAGUCUCUUUCAGAAUCUCCUCAUCAUCACGUCUCCUGGACAAAGACACCUAAAAUCAUUCCUGAUAUUUUGAAGAAAAUUGGGGAUACGCCAAUGGUCAGAAUCAAUAAGAUUGGGAAGAACUUUGGACUGAAAUGUGAACUUUUGGCAAAGUGUGAAUUCUUCAAUGCUGGAGGGAGUGUGAAGGAUCGGAUAAGCUUGAGAAUGGUGGAGGAUGCAGAAAGAGCAGGCAUUUUGAAACCUGGAGAUACAAUCAUCGAGCCAACUUCUGGAAAUACUGGAAUUGGGCUGGCUCUGGCUGCAGCAGUGAAAGGGUAUCGUUGCAUCAUUGUGAUGCCAGAGAAAAUGAGUAUGGAAAAGGUGGAUGUCCUGAGAGCACUGGGAGCUGAAAUUGUGAGAACUCCAACAAAUGCCAGGUUUGAUUCCCCUGAGUCUCAUGUAGGAGUGGCAUGGCGACUGAAAAAUGAGAUUCCCAAUUCUCACAUUUUAGACCAGUACAGAAAUGCCAGCAAUCCCCUCACUCACUAUGACAGCACAGCAGAGGAGAUCUUGCAGCAGUGUGAUGGGAAAUUGGAUAUGUUGGUAGCUUCUGCUGGCACCGGGGGCACAAUUACAGGUAUUGCCAGGAAACUGAAGGAGAAAUGCCCAGGAUGCAAAAUCAUUGGUGUCGAUCCAGAAGGAUCUAUCCUUGCUGAACCAGAAGAACUGAACCAGACUGACAAAACAGCAUAUGAAGUAGAGGGUAUUGGGUACGAUUUCAUCCCCACAGUACUAGAUAGGAAGGUGGUGGAUAAGUGGUACAAGAGCAAUGAUGAAGAGUCCUUUGCUUUUGCUCGAAUGUUAAUUGCCCAAGAAGGAUUACUGUGUGGUGGCAGUGCUGGUAGUUCAAUGUCUGUUGCAGUAAAGGCUGCCAAGGAGCUGAAGGAGGGUCAGCGCUGUGUGGUCAUUUUGCCUGAUUCUGUGAGAAACUACAUGUCUAAGUUUCUGAGUGACAAAUGGAUGCUUCAGAAGGGAUUUGUGAAGGAAGAAGAUAUCACGAUUACUAAACCAUGGUGGUGGCACCUCAAGAUUCAAGAAUUAAGCUUGUCUGCACCUUUGACUGUCUUGCCAACUGUGACCUGUGAACGAACUAUUGAGAUCCUCCGAGAGAAGGGUUUCGACCAGGUACCAGUUGUUGAUGAAUCUGGUGUGAUAUUGGGAAUGGUCACCCUUGGUAACAUGCUUUCAUCCUUGCUUGCUGGAAAGGUUCAGCCUUCAGAUCAAGUCAGGAAUGUCAUCUAUAAGCAAUUUCGCCAGAUUCACCUGACAGACACCUUGGGGAUGCUCUCCCACAUCCUGGAGACCGACCAUUUUGCCCUAGUGGUUCACGAACAAAUUCAGUAUCACAGCAAUGGCAACUCUAUUCUGAGGCAGAUGGUGUUUGGUGUUGUCACAGCCAUUGAUCUGCUGAAUUUUGUGGCUGCCCGAGAAAGAGAACAGAAGACAACUUAAUCUCAAGUACUCUGCGAGAAAGAAGCCACUAAAAGGAAAACUACCAAGCGAUCUUCUCAUUUCUUACUCUCUUUUUGGACAAUUGUCGAUGUUUUUAUCAUUUGGGUAUCUAGAAUUGGUAUUUUUUAAUCUCAAGGCAUCAAUUUGCUAUGUGAACAGAAUGAGUCAAUGAAGUCAAUAAAUAGCAUUUAAAGUGGCAUCUGACCUCGUAAAGAAGCAUUAGCCCAAUCACUGGAAAUGGCAUCGGUUUUUCCUUAUAAGCCUUUACAGAGCUUCAUCUAUGUAUAUUAGAAUGAAUUUGGUGACUUUGAAAAUGUCGCAUUUUCUUUUAGAGUUUAUGUCUUCAGGUAGCCCAAAGAGGGAGAAAUUUGCUGGAUGGGACAAAAUUAUUAGCUUGUCUCAGCCAAGACUUGGGCUGAUUGGAAAUAUCAAAGUCUUGCACAGAGAAAUAAUAAUAAUAAUAUCCCUUAUCUGCCAGUCAUGUUGCCAGAGGAAACCGUAUAAGAAGCAUACACAAUUCGCUCUUCCUUCUCCUGGCGUCAGAGAAAAGAGGGGAUCAUUUAGCAAGGCAUGUCGUUCUGGGUUCAACACUUGCUUUUUACAUACUCUUGAAGUAAAAAAAUUUGGAAUAGAGGCUUAGCCACUAAAUCCUUAGUUACUUCCCUGGUAGGCUUUUACUUCUCAGGUGAGAACUGGCAUUGCCGGGACAUGCAGCACCUCCAGAUUAAAAGAAAUACAAGACCAGAGCAGAGAAUGAAGCAGUGAGGGGAGAUGCACAAAAGGGUGGCCAGGGUGGAAGGAUACGAAGCCAUCUGAUGGCGUCCCAGAACGGAGUUGGGCACUCGGCGUAGGUGAAAUGAGGUCGGUUUUUAUUCAGUUCUUAUCUGGAUCAAGCAGGACCAGCCAUGAGAUCAGGCAGCGUAGACCAAGGGGCCUUAGUCAAAGUUCAGAACUGAUACACAUUUGGGCUUGGGGUAGAGCAGAGAGCAUUAUCAGCCAACUGAUUUUCUGACUCUUUGCAGGAAAAAAAGAACUUCUGACUUCAGGCUUUACCCACAUCAGAUGGAUGAAUUUAUCUUGUUUUGAGGGCUCCCCCCCCCACUUUCUUUAGCAGGUCAGGGAGGCUGCUUUAAAUAGCUGUGAACAAUUUAUUAAAGUAUCGAAGACAAAACAGCCAUUGCUCUGGAACAAUGGGAGAAGUCCUAGAGUAGAACAUUCUGAAAAGCUUCUCAUAUUUUUAUGAAAAUAGUCGCUCAACAUUUUUUAAGAAGCUGCCAACAGAUUCCUGUUGCCUAAAUGUGACAAGAGUCAUGUUGGCUUGCUGGUCCCGGGCUCUGCGAGCUGUGCUCUUAAAACCCUUUUUAUAAUUUGUGCCUUCUGAUAGAUAGGCACUCCCCUCAAAAUAUACGUCAUGGACGUGUACUUCUUUACUGAUUAUUUGCUUACAAAAUAAAACAUAGGAAUUUAAGAAGGCUUCAAAUAAAAAUGAAAUAUUUUAUUUAGGCCCACUGUAGUGUGAGCCUGAGGUCAGGAACUAUAGAGAACGGAUUCAAGAGGAAAAGGGAUUUGAGACAGGGAGAAGUGAUCAUUCAAGAGAGAAAUGACGUGGACUCAAAUGGAGGGGUUGGCUUUGUGAGUGGAGAGGCCUGGAUUCAAGAAACAUGAAGGUAGCAGAAUUUACAAAACAUGGUAACCAACUGGAUAUGUGAGGUGGAGGAAAGUGAAGAGUUGACGGUGCCUGCUUUGAAAAGAAGCGAGUUAUUUUAACUGGAAUUAUUCUAUCUCCUGCUGCUCAGCUUUGUUGGUAAUAUGUAGAAAUGUUGAUGAUUUAUGUGGGUUUAGUUUGUAUCCUGCAACUUUGCUAAAAUUCUUUCAACUAGUCUUUUAGUUGAUUCUCUGUCAUAUGAUCUAUAAAGAGUGAGAGCUUAGUUUCCUCAGUGCCUACUUUAAUUCCUUUGAUUUCUUUUUCUUAUUCCCAAAGCUAGCAUUUCCAGAACAAUAUGAAGUGAUAGUAGUGAUGAUGGGUAGCCUUGUUUUACCUCUGAUUUUAUUGGGAAGGCUUCUAACUUGUCCCCAUUGCAGAUGAUACUUGCUAAUGGAUGGCCCAUUUAUUCCUCAACAGGAAUGAGUGUUGUAUUUUGUCAAAGGCCUUUUCUGUGUCUAUUGAGACAAUCAUGUGAUUUCUGUUAGUUUGGUUAUUGAUAUAGUCAAUUAUGCUAAUGGUUUUCCUGACCGACUUCCUGGUUAUUGUGAUCUUUUCAAAGAAGGUCAUGAAAGCAAGGAAUGUGAACAUUAAUUGUCUCUAAUUGAAAUGGUUUGCUCCCACUCCAUUGCUCCUUCUCUGCACCUCACUUAGACUCCAGUGGCCAAUUCUUACAUCUUCUUUCUUUCUUUUGAGUGCUGAGUUAGGAAUUAGGGAGUGGAUGGUGGCAUUCUGUUAUUAGUUCCCAGUUUAUCCUUUGAGUUCUUGGUCCUAAGCUGUGAAGAUGACUGAAAUUGCCUUAAUGUUUCCUCUUGUGGAGUGGCUUCAAAGAGCCUGAGGAUGAAAAUGUCUAUUCUUCUUCUUGUUGGUCAUGAUUUAGAACACCUCCAUUAGAUUUUACUCAUGUUUCCAUUAGAAACUAUUGCUUUUGGCUGCUAUCUCUGUCUCUGCUCAGCAAGUAACUCCAGUGUUUAUAUGUACUAAGUCACUUAUUGGGCUUCUUUGGUCUCACCUUUUUAUUAUCAGUUGAUAGUACUUCUGUUAACCUUCUGGUCUAAAUCACAAAAUUGCAGAUUUGAAAGGAACCGCCAUGGCCCUCUCAUCCAGAGAUCAAACAACUUUUUAUAUAAAAAAGCGCUAAAUAUAAAUAGCAACUAUUUUAGGCUUUGUGGGCCAAGAGGCAGAAUAUUAUGCAGGUACUUAUACACAAGAGAAAAUAAAUGUCCGCCAUUUUUUAUUGGCCAUAUUCAAAAUAUAAAAAUACUGGGUACGCUUUUCGUAGAGCAUGUCUAAUAAUGAUAACAUGGAACUUUUGAGGGGGUUCAGUUAGUGUUCCCCAUCCUCAAAAUCAAUUGCAAGUGUUCACCUGUCAAUGCUGCCCUGCAAUAAAAGUUCUACCUGUUUCAUCUUUGAAAAUUGUCUUUUCACACAGAAACGUACUGCCAAAUCCUGCUAUCGGGUGUUUGUGAUUAUAUGUCAGUUUAAUUGAGCUGAAAGGCUAAUAGUCUUCAACAAGUUUAUGUUCUCUGCAUACAUUUAUUCAGCUGCUGCAAUCAAAUGCGAUUUCAUUAACUCAUCAUCAGUAAAAUCCUUGCUGGUCCACUCAGAAAUUGACGAGUUGUAGCGAUAUUGUGAUGGAUGACUAAAGUCUAAUAAUGCUGCUAUGUCUUAGCACGGUGAUGAUGCUAUUGCUUAAUAAACACAAUGCUUUGCCAUCUAGUUUCAGAAUAAAAUAAUCCUCCCUCUGCUGUGUCUUAAAAGCAUGA
Messenger RNA from Monodelphis domestica (gray short-tailed opossum), 5949 nucleotides. It is a transcript of the gene CBS, whose product is annotated as cystathionine beta-synthase. Gene Ontology annotation, molecular function: cystathionine beta-synthase activity. The record is from RefSeq and is a predicted model, not a curated record. Lineage: Eukaryota; Metazoa; Chordata; Mammalia; Didelphimorphia; Didelphidae. Gene Ontology annotation, cellular component: cytoplasm.